ACAACUCCCUCUGUGAUAACAACAACUCUCCCUGUGACAAACACAACUUUCCCUGUAACCAACACAAAUCCCCACAUGACAAACACAACUUUUCCUGUAACAAACACAACUCUACCACUGACACACACAACUCCCCCUGUGACAAACACAACUAUCCCCGUGACAAACACAACUAUCCCCGUGACAAACACAACUAUCCCCGUGACAAACACAACUAUCCCCGUAACAAACACAACUAUCCCCGUAACCAACACAACUCCCCUCGUGACAAACACAACUGUUCCAGUGACAAACACAACUCUACCACUGGCACACACAACUAUCCCCAUGACAAACACAACUGUCUCCGUGACUAACACAACUGUCCUCGUGACAAACACAACUCCCUCUGUGAUAACAACAACUCUCCCCGUUACAAACACAACUUUUCCUGUAACAAACACAACUCUACCCCUGACAAACACAACUCUACCACUGACACACACAACUCCCCCUGUGACAAACACAACUGUCUCCGUGACUAACACAACUGUCUUCGUGACAAACACAACUAUCCCCAUGACAAACACAACUCCCUCUAUGAUAACAACUCUCCCUAUGACAAACACAACUUUCCCUGUAACCAACACAACUCCCCCCGUGACAAACACAACUUUUCCAGUGACAAACACAACUGUCCCUGUAACAAACACAACUGUCCCUGUAACAAACACAACUCUACCACUGACACACACAACUCCCCCUGUGACAAACACAACUGUCUCCGUGACUAACACAACUGUCCUCCUGACAAACACAACUCCCUCUGUGAUAACAACUCUCCCCGUGACAAACACAACUUUUCCUGUAACAAACACAACUCUACCCCUGACAAACACAACUCUACCACUGACACACACAACUCCCCCUGUGACAAACACAACUGUCUCCGUGACUAACACAACUGUCUUCAUGACAAACACAACUCCAUCUGUGAUAACAACAACUCUCCCUGUGACAAACACAACUUUUCCUGUAACAAACACAACUCUACCCCUGACAAACACAACUCUACCACUGACACACACAACUCCCCCUGUGACAAACACAACUGUCUCCGUGACAAACACAACUGUCUCCGUGACAAACACAACUGUCUCCGUGACAAACACAACUGUCCCCGUGACAAACACAACUGUCCCCGUGACAAACACAACUGUCCCUGUGACAAACACAACUCCCUCUGUGAUAACAGCAACUCUCUCCGUGACAAACACAACUGUCCCCGUGACAAACACAACUCCCUCUGUGAUAACAGCAACUCUCCCCGUGACAAACACAACUCCCUCUGUGAUAACAGCAACUCUCCCUGUAACAAACACAACUCUACCACUGACACACACAACUCCCCCUGUGACAAACACAACUCCCCCUGUGACAAACACAACUGUCUUCGUGACAAACACAACUAUCCCCAUGACAAACACAACUCCCUCUGUAAUAACAACUCUCUGUGUGACAAACACAACUGUCCCCCGUGACAAACACAACUUUUCCAGUGACAAACACAACUGUCCCAGUGACAAACACAACUGUCCCAGUGACAAACACAACUGUCCCGGUGACAAACACAACUCCCCUUGUGACAAAAACAACUGUCCCGGUGACAAACACAACUCCCCUCGUGACAAACACAACUCCCCCCGUGACAAACACAACUCUACCACUGACACACACAACUUCCCCUGUGACAAACUGUCUUCGUGACAAACACAACUGUCCCUGUGACAUACACAACUGUCCCCAUGACAAACACAACUCCCUCUGUGACAACAACUUUUCCCGUGACAGACACAACUUUCCCUGUAACCAACACAACUGUCGUGAGAAACACAACUUUCCCGGUGACAAACACAACUGUCCCUGUAACCAAUACAACUCCCCCCGUGACAAACACAACUUUUCCAGUGACAAACACAGUAUUUCCCGGUGACAAACACAACUGUCCCUGUAACAAUGGCAAACACAACUACGUCUAUGAUGGUUACCGCAACCCCUCACAAUACAACAUCUGCCAAUAUGUCAACUAUUCCAGUGUCUGUUGUAACCACUCCAUUGGCAGCCACCACUCCCAUAAUGACAAACACAACUCUGAUUUCCACUGCUGUCACAAGUCCAACUCCACCUAUUAUGACUACUACUGUUACUUUGACAAGCUUUCAAACAACAGCAACCACAACCACUCCCAAUACAACAAGAACUAGUCCUGCGACAACCUCAGCUAUUGUCACGAAGAUAACCACUUCAUUGGCGACAACCUUCUCUCCCACCACCUUCACAAGAAGACAGGCACUGUCAUGGUGUCAACUGCAAAGUCUACAGCAACAUCUCCAACCACAACAACCCCAGCCACCAGAAUCACACCACCAACCACAGCAUCAACCCUAAAAGACACAACGGCAACCCCAGAUAUCAUUCUGAUACCUGAGACAGCUGAAGAUGGAGUGAUACAUCUAAGGAUCAACAUAGCAUCCAGUAAUGAGCUCAGCCAAAAAGCCAUCAAUGAACUUGUGGAACAGUUCCUGGCUGAAAGAACCAGAAGUGUUCGUGUGACCAACAUCCAAGGGCCCAUAGUGUCCCCACAUGUAUGAACAUCAGAAAUUGUCAAAAAAGACUCAUUACCAGAUAGUUAGCCAAGGACGAUCAUUCAUCGUGAUCCUGUUUGUGUUACCGCGACGAUCUACAGUGAGUCAACACGUUUCACAUUCACGCCCUAUAAGACGUGACAGUGGACAUCCCACAGUGUGAUUUUCACAAUGCAGUGUCAUGGGAGACGUGGCUGCCACGCUGACAGGAAUAACAAUUACGCGUCAUGACAAAACCUCCCAUACUAACUGUGUGACUGUUGUUCCUGUAAGUCAAGGAAUCAGUUUCCUUUCACAUGAGAUUGUGAAUUGUUAAUCUUGUUGUAUGGCUGGGGGGCCUGGCUGCCUUUUGUUUCUGUCUUUUGUUUUUCCUUCCAGGUGGCUUGCAUUUGGGACUGAGUGGCUGUGU
This is a messenger RNA of Thalassophryne amazonica, 3033 nucleotides long. RefSeq names its product mucin-2-like. The record is from RefSeq and is a predicted model, not a curated record. Bases 76 to 1746 code for a protein of 556 amino acids. The transcript has 3 exons. Lineage: Eukaryota; Metazoa; Chordata; Actinopteri; Batrachoidiformes; Batrachoididae.